AUGGAUCAACACAAAUGGUGGCAAGUUAUAUGGUUAGUCAUCUCUAUAAUAAUGUUUCUUUCAUCUUUGGUUCAAACCCUACAAACUUAUGAUCAUGAAUCAUUAGAAGACUUCUUUUGCAAGCAAGUGAACAAAGAUAUAGAAAAUCCAAAAACAGGCAUCUUCUACAACACUUCACUUCCUUCUAACUACACAGGAAUGAAAGUUAGAGCUAUUAGAUUGAGAACAUCAUCAUUUUACAUAAGAGGAUUGAAUUAUAGUAUCUUCAAAUUUCCACCACAUGUUGUGCCACAACCAAAUAGAAAAAGAAUGGUUAUACUAUAUGAAAAUUUUGGAAAUUGGUCUUCUCAUUACUUCAAUGUGCCUACUGAUUACACAAUGGUGGCACCGAUUUUUGGUUUUGUGGCUUACACUUCUUCAGAAAAUGCAUUCAUAGUUAAAGAGAAGAUGAGUUUUGUAAUCCAUGGGAAACCUAUUUUAAUACAUUUUCAUCAUGUUAGGUUGCAUGAUAAAAACGAUACACCAAUUUGUGUUAAGUUUUUAGAUGAUGGAAUAUUGGAAUUCCACAACAUGAGUAAGCCAUAUGUUUGUGAAGCAUAUGGGACAGGACAUUAUACUCUUGUGGUUCCAUCUCCAUUUCCAUCUCCAUUGUACAACAAGAAUAUAUUUACCAUUUGGUGGAUUUUAGGAUUUGUUGGUUUGGUCUUGUUGGUUUUGGUGUUAGUAACUUUAACUGAGGUUGCGAAGAAGAGGAAAAUAAAAAAAUUGGAGAAAAAUUCAGAAAAUGGUGAGGCUUUUGAUACUUUUUGGAUUGGUGAAACUAAAAUGCCAUUGGGUUCAAUGAUUAGAACUCAACCAGUUCUAAUUGAAAAUGAUUCAUGA
Messenger RNA from Lathyrus sativus (Indian pea), 882 nucleotides. The record is from the annotation of a GenBank genome assembly. Lineage: Eukaryota; Viridiplantae; Streptophyta; Magnoliopsida; Fabales; Fabaceae.